Molecule: messenger RNA, 2152 nt
Organism: Amaranthus tricolor (Joseph's coat)
Lineage: Eukaryota; Viridiplantae; Streptophyta; Magnoliopsida; Caryophyllales; Amaranthaceae
Product: IAA-amino acid hydrolase ILR1-like 6
Exons: 5
Coding region: 288-1718 (476 amino acids)
Biological process (GO): jasmonic acid metabolic process; auxin metabolic process
Cellular component (GO): endoplasmic reticulum
Molecular function (GO): IAA-Ala conjugate hydrolase activity
Source: RefSeq, a predicted model, not a curated record
CUAAAUUUCCAAUUUAAUCCGAUUAAUUGAAAUAGUAGACGCAAUUCAAUAUAACUUAUAUUAAAAAUUACAUCUUCAUUUGAAGGAUCGAAGAACAAAAUUAACCUGACUCGAGAGAUUAUACACACCAGAAUAUACCCAUCUUGAUAUAACCCCGGCCCUCAUCUCCACUCCACAUGAUCCAAUACACUUCACCUUCUUUCCUCUCUUCCUGUAACUUCACCUCUCACUUACCUCUCAUUUCUUAAACCUUACUCUCCUUUCUCUCUCUUUCACUUACUCUAACCAUGAAACAAAUUUCAACCAAUUUUAAUUCUUCAUUAAUUCUAUUAAUACUAUUGUUAAAAUUUAUUAUUAUUAUUAGUAACAACAACAUCACAGCCGUUGAAAUCAUCACAUCAUCAUCCUCAUCUUCAUACUUCCCUAGUACCUCUACAACCACCAAAAAUAGAAAGAAAAACCAAGUCAAUACUAACAACAAAAACAUAACUUCCACUGGCUCGCUCGGCCGCAACAGUGUGGCCGACCAUACACAAUGGAACUCAAACAUGGACGAGAUUCUACGCCAAGCCACCAAACCGAAUAUAGUGGCUUGGCUAAAGAAAAUAAGAAGAAUUAUUCAUCAAAACCCGGAAUUAGCCUUUGAAGAAUUUGAAACAAGUGCUUUAAUUAGAAAGGAAUUAGAUGAGCUUGAGAUCUCCUACAAACAUCCCCUGGCUAAGACUGGUGUUCGUGCUUGGCUUGGUACUGGUGGACCCCCCUUUGUGGCUCUUCGUGCUGAUAUGGAUGCUUUACCUAUUCAGGAAGCAGUAGAAUGGGAGUAUAAGAGUAAAAGAGAAGGAAAAAUGCAUGCUUGUGGGCAUGAUGCUCAUGUCGCCAUGCUUCUUGGUGCUGCUAAAAUUCUCAAAUCUCGUGAGCAUCUUCUCAAGGGAACAGUGGUACUUGUAUUUCAACCAGCAGAAGAGAAAGGGAAUGGAGCAAAACAGAUGAUAGCAGAUGGUGCAAUAAAAGAUGUAGAAGCCAUAUUUGCAGUACAUGUCUCACAUCAACAUAAAUCAGGAACCAUAUGCUCAAGAAGUGGUCCUUUACUUGCUGGUUGUGGUUUCUUUAGGGCUAUCAUUAGUGCUAAUCAUCACCCUCGUCGUGCUGAUGCCAUCUUAGCUGCUUCUGCUUCUGUCAUUAGCUUGCAGGCCAUUGUUUCUCGCGAAGCUAAUCCUUUGGAUUCUCAGGUUGUUUCUGUAACUUUGGUUGAAGAUGGUGGGAAUCACCUUGGUAGUGCGCCUGAAGAUGUUGUCAUUGCGGGGACUUUUCGUGCUUUCUCUGAUAUGGAGAAGUUGCUACACAGAAUCGAAGAGGUGAUUAAGGAGCAAGCAAAAGUGUUUAGGUGCUCAGCAACAAUAGACUUCUUUGAAAAAGAGUUCACACUGUACCCACCAACAGUAAACGAUGAUGGUAUGCAUGAGCAUGUGAAAAAGGUGGCAAUAGACUUACUAGGACCAGAUAAAUUUUUAAUUGUUUCACCAAUUAUGGGAGCUGAGGAUUUCUCAUUUUACUCCAAGGAAAUCCCAGCAGCAUUUUACUACAUUGGUAUAAGGAAUGAGGAAUUAGGAUCAGUCCAUUCAGGACACUCCCCACUUUUCACCAUUGAUGAAGAUGUCCUUCCUAUUGGUGCUGCUACUCAUGCCGCCAUUGCGGAAACCUAUUUAAAUCAACAUUGAUACAUUGCAACUAGAUCUGUGCAACGGGCCAAAUACAGGCUGGGUCAGGUCAAAUUCUAGUUUCUAUAAAUCAAGUUUCCAGCCCAACCCUUUUUCAAUCCUUCCGAUAUAGAAGAGUUAGAUCAAGAGCCUCAAUGGAAAUCCAGCCCACUAUAGAGGCCUAAUUGCAAGGUACAAUUAUAUAAACAAGUACAUAUAUAUUGUUUUUUAUCUACAUGUUACUAUGUUAGAUGUAAUGUAACUUGUGGUUUUUUGAAUGCUUAUUAACCCUUAUGAGGUUGAUUAUUUUUGUCUCCAAAAUGGCCUUCUCCUCUUGUUUAUAGGAGGUGUUUUGGUACAAAAUUGGAGUUGUAAUUCAUAUUUCAAAUGUACGAGAGUGAUGUAUUAUUAUUCUUAUUCUUACUUCAAUUGAAUGAGUAUUUUAAUUAUGACCA